AUGGCCUUUGACGGCGAUCCGCGUAAGCGCCCAGCAACCAAGUCGCCGGAGGGAGGCCCUUCAAUGGCUCAGAAGCGCGCACCAGUCGCACCUAUGGCACCUUUCAAGAAAACGGGUGAUAUCACUAGCGCGCUUUCCGACUUUAUGAACGCAUCCAUUGCGCUUGCUAAGCUCGACCUCAAACUCGAUGCCGCCAAGGAAGUUUGUGCCACUAAAACCCGCGAGUACAACAACCUCUUGCCUCAAUUCGCGGCCUUUCCAGCCAUUAAAGAGGAGAAGUCGCGCGCCAAGGCCAUUGCAGAGAAAGACGUCACCAACCUUGAAAUGCGUAUGCAACAGGAGCGCACCGGCUCGCAGCAUGUGAUCGCCGUGAUAGCCGAUAUGAUUAGCCCCAAGGCAAUGGCGACUCCCACGCUUUCCAGGGAUGAGUCCCUGCUAGGUCAAAUUAAGAGUGUUGAACAGGCCGCUUCUAUUUGCAAAAACAGACUCGAUGCUCUCGAGAGCGCAGCCGGCACAUCCAGUGCCACCACCUCGAGCAGAGCUGAUUUGAGUGACCUCACAGCACGUGUCGAUGCCAUUGAGAAGGAUAUCGAGGCAACGCAGAACGAGACGUUCGAGACUAUUGAAGAGACCCUAAAGGAGAAGGACCAGGAGAUUACUACGAAGAUGAACGAUCUCCGCACCCAGUUGAAGAAUCUCGAGGCCAAGGACAAGGUUAAUGCUACCGACCUUGCUACCCUGCGAACCCACAUUACCGAGAGCGAUAAAGUCCAGUACCAGAAUGCCGAAGCCAUCAACGACUGUCUCAAGCGUUUAGGUCUCGUCGAAGCCGCUUCCGAUAAAGCUAGCACCGCCGAAGGCUUAGCUACCGUCGAAGCGAAUGUCACUCUCCUAGAGGAACGCGUCAAGAAGGUUGAGGCUAGGAGGAAAGCCGGCUCGGCCAAUAACGGAGAAGUGCCUGGAAUGCUUCAGUUCCAGCCAGUCGUGUACAGCGAGAGCGAGGACAGUUGGGACAGUGACGCAGAGCAGCAGCCAGGGAGGGAGAAGAAUGGCACCAAGAGUAGCAAUCCGAAGGGCAUGCAGCUCGUUAAGGGAGAGAUUGAGAGACUCAGAUUCAUGACUCGCCAGCACGAGACUCGCCUUAACAACCUCACCACCGAAGAAGUCGUCAAGCAGAUGGGCGACGUUUACUCCAACUUAUACCCGCAGGCCAGAAACUUCGAGGCUACUUCGAACAACCUGAACGGUCAGCUUAUCCACAUAGGCACCAAGCUCGCAACUCUGUCGAGUCAAAUCGAUGCCCUUUCGCUGCGCGUGGAUGCUCACGAUAAGGCUGUCUCGGACGGUCAGAAUGGCAUAACGAAGCUGAGCGGAGACAUCCAGCAGGUGGCAGACACGAUCAAGCAACUCAUUAGCCGCAUUAAUAAGAUGGAUAAAUAG
Molecule: messenger RNA, 1440 nt
Organism: Pseudocercospora fijiensis CIRAD86
Lineage: Eukaryota; Fungi; Ascomycota; Dothideomycetes; Mycosphaerellales; Mycosphaerellaceae
Exons: 1
Coding region: 1-1440 (479 amino acids)
Source: RefSeq, a predicted model, not a curated record